GAAGUUAAUAUAGUUUUUCGUUCCGACUUUAUUUUGAUUGAAAAGUCUUCCAAGAAAUAUGACUCAGACUGAGCAAAACACGACACAUGUUUCCUCAUGCCAAAACAGGUUUCCAAAUAUUCAUGCGGCAGGUAAACACCUACCCACAGAUGAUGAGGUAAAAACUUGCCUGCAGAUGAUACCAAGGCCCGCCACUCCACCAGCGAUCAAGAAGUUCCUGAACACCACGCGCCCAGAGGUUGGGGCAACCCGAGUGUUUUACGGGAAAGCUGGUGACCCUGACAUCGCCAGCGCCCUGCGCCAUGGUGUGAGGACCAAGGCCUCUGUAAACGGAGGGUUAGUAAUUAACCCGAAACCAAAAACCGUCUGUCAGCACAGACUCCAACAGCUACAGGAAGCUAGCUAUUUCAGCAACAGCAGUGCUCCCCUUGGGCGAUCACAUGAUCAGCGCUCCACACUGCCACAGGGACUGGACCCGAGUACAACUGCAUUUGGUGUGAAGUCCACUCAGUCUGUUAAAGCUGCGGUCAUUAUUAACCCCUUGAAGACUCCAGAGCAGGUGAAAAAAGAGAGUGAGGAAGGUCACCAGUUGUACAUCAGGUCUCAUCAUGCAUACAGUGUGGGUGAACGUAUCAGCAGGAAUUAUAACUGGAGCCAUGUUAGGGGCGACUGCCGCUUUGGACUCUCCACCCCCCACUACAACGAUGGACGGAGAGUCGCCAAGAGUCUCUGCUGGCUGCAGCAUGAGGGGAAGUUAAUUUCGGUGCGAUAUGAUGACUUCAGGAAGAGGACUCAGCCACAGACCAGGAAGGUGCAUGACCCAAUUGCAGAAACACUGAUUGUUCCAGAAAAUCACACAUUCGGGAUUCUGUCAUCUUCUGAUAAAUUUGGUGUUGGUGACAUCUUAUACCAAGGGCUCCCUGAGGGGGGUCUGCGAGGGACAAACAAACGUCGAUCCCUUGUCAUUGCUGUCCGUCAACACCUGAAGAGGGACAGAUUCCACAGCUUUACUCCUCUGCUGCAGGCAUUUAAACACUUUGACAAGAAUGGCGAGGGGUUCAUCAAUAAAGGAGAUCUGCAGGAUGCCUGUGGCAUGUUUAACCUGGACCUCAGCAGCCCUGCGCUUGAUGCUCUGAUGGAGAUCUGUGGCAAAAACGAAGGCGGUCAGAUAGACUUCCUGGAAUUUUUUAAUCUUCUCAACUGGAGGGAUAACUUGGCGGUCAAGGAAUCGGAAGAGCAGAUUCUCACUGGAGAACAGCCACGCAGAACUGCCCAUGCGGAUUCGCAUAGCGACCGACCCCAGAGAGCCAGGACAGCAGCAGCAUCAGGGGCCUGGACCAGGCAUGAGGACUUGGAGCAAACCCACGUGGACGGUACCCUGAGGACACCUGGAGUCCGGACCAGAACCGCGCCCAGCCGCCCGGCCCAGAACCGUGCUCAGCCGGCAGGCCCAGAACCGUGCCCAGCCGGCAGGCCCAGAACCGUGCCCAGCCGCAGCAUGGCCUCCUCCUCGAUGAUGCACGCUGUUGUGGGCGGUCCCAUCUGUGAUAAUGCCCGUACAUAUGGAGUCCCUACCGUCCGCACCGACUUGGCUGCCCCGCGAUUGAAACGUGUCGGCGACAGGACAAACUACGGAGAUGCGUCAACAGCACAUGAGCUGCUUCACCCCACAAUCUACUCCCAGAAAGGCAUCCCUGAGGAGGUCCUGUUCACCCCCCGGACCAAAGAUGAGAUCUCACAGAUAUUCAGGAAUUUGGGUGUUGACAUCAGUGAAGCAGUGUUUGAAGAGGCAUGGAAGCUGGCCUCAAUGACACACCCUGGGGGCAAAGUUUGUGUGGAGGUCUUCAGAAAUGUCCUAAAGGAGAUACAAGCAUAUUAAAUAUAUGUACAGUAGAUUGUAUAUUAAAUGUUGUAUUGAUUUAAAAAAUGAUAAAAGUUUAAAUUAGUAUGACAUUUAAGAUAUUAAUUCCAGCUCAUUUUCAUUGGUUUAUUGGUCAAAUUCGUCUCCUGCAAUUUAUAUGAAGAUUGAUUGGUGUGAUGGAAGGUGAACUGGAGAUGCUUGAAUAAGCAUCCAUUUCCAUACAUACCUAUGUAGCACAGAGUUGACCUGAUCUAUGAGGCAAACGCCACAAGGCAGGGGACACUCUGGACCCAUGUUACAUGCAUACACAGUCACAUAUUAAGAGAGGUUUAGAGGUACCACCAACUAUCAUUUGGAGAGUAAGUGCCCACAAACUGGGAAGACGUAGAACUCCAGAAAGAGAGGGAAGACGUAGAACUCCACAAACAGGGAAGACGUAGAACUCCACAAACUGGGAAGACGUAGAACUCCACAAACACAGGGAAGACGUAGAACUCCACAAACAGGGACGACGUAGAACUCCACAAACAGGGAAGACAUAGAACUCCACAAGCAGGAAUGACGUAGAACUCCACAAACACAAGGAAGAUGUUGAACUCCACAAACAGGGAACACGUAGAACUCCACAAACAAAGGGAAGAUGUAGAACUCAAGAAACAGGGACGACGUAGAACUCCACAAACAGGGAAGACAUAGAACUCCACAAGCAGGAAUGACGUAGAACUCCACAAACACAAGGAAGAUGUUGAACUCCACAAACAGGGAACACGUAGAACUCCACAAACAAAGGGAAGAUGUAGAACUCAAGAAACAGGGAAGACGUAGAACUCCACAAACACAGGGAAGAUGUAGAACCCCACAAACACAGGGAAGACGCAGAACUCCACAAACAGGGAAGAUGUUGAACUCCACAAACGCAGGGAAGACGUAGAACUCAACAAACAGGGAAGACAUAGAACCCCACAAACACAAGGAAGACGCAGAACUCCACAAACAGGGAAGAUGUAGAACCUCACAAACACAGGGAAGACGCAGAAGUCCACAAACAGGGAAGAUGCAGGACCUCACAAACACAGGGAAGAUGCAGAACUCAACAAACAGGGAAGAUGUAGAACCCCACAAACACAGGGAAGACAUAUAACUCCACCGACACAAAUAGCCAGGAGCAGCAGUCAGACUUGUAAUUCUUGAAGAAAUUAUAGCAAUAAAAUCCAUUUGUUUUUAAUUUCUAAAGAAGCAAAGUAGAAAGUAUAAACAGUAAUAAAGGAAAUAGGUACAUAAAAAAUGGAAAAAUCCAUCAUUUGAUUUACAGAAGAGAUUAUAUGAGCUGAAAGCGACCUGUGGUUGUUAUAUUUGCAAGUCUUUUCAUGUUGAUGUUGUGGAGAAUAUGUAGCUUCUAAGCUCAGUGUAGAUUAAUAUUAAAGUUUAAUUAACUUCUAAGUUAAUUAUACAUUGUCUUAAAACCUCGAUAUAACUCUUUAAGCACUGAGCAACUCUACUAACUGUACUAUAUAAUCAUUUUGUUCUUAUUUCUGGAACUAAAGCAGUCA
This is a messenger RNA of Paramormyrops kingsleyae, 3411 nucleotides long. It is a transcript of the gene efhb, whose product is annotated as EF-hand domain family, member B. Lineage: Eukaryota; Metazoa; Chordata; Actinopteri; Osteoglossiformes; Mormyridae. The record is from RefSeq and is a predicted model, not a curated record. Gene Ontology annotation, molecular function: calcium ion binding.